GACGUGUGAGAUCAUUUUGUGCAUUGGUGCGGGCAGACUUGGGGAUAGCCUAGUCUGGUUUUUGCGAGGAGGCUACUUGGUAUAUAGCUGGUAGGCCCUUCUCGAACUUCUUCUGCUGGCUUUUUUGGGUGUGCGAUAUAAAGUUCUUAUUUGACUGGACUGGGUUCCUUCGAUCCUUGCCCUUCUUCUUGCACUUAGACAAGCAACAGAUUCCACCAUCACCAAUUGCGAUCAAAUGGCCUUCAGAACCUUCUUCGCGGCUUCGAGCCUGCUGCUCGCUUUGGCGUCCGCUGCGCCGCAAGGAGAUGGAAGCUGCACAAUCUGCAUCGACAAAGUGAACGAUUGUCAAAACAUGUACGGCGCAUGCUACGACUACUGCGUCGAGACGAAGAAAGAAUUCCUGGUUCCAGAAUGCAAUGGCUUCCCAGCAUACAAUGAGACCUGCGAAUACGGGCCGAACAACAAUGGGCCUUUGGCUGGCGAAUGCUAUCCUUCGAACACCACGACAGUUCCUGGUCCAGUGCAGGAUUGUAUGGUUUGCGUUGAUCGUGUGAAUGAAUGCGGACUGAAAUAUGGUGCAUGCUACGACUACUGCCAAAUGCCACAAUUCGAUCUCGGAAUUCCAGAAUGCAAUGGCGUGUCGGGCCAGAAAGUCUCCUGCCAGUUCAAGAAGAACAAGGAUGGAAAGUUGAUUGGUGGAUGUCAUCCUUCGAAUACGACGCAGCCUACUCCACCAGGCGAGACUUGCGACAUUUGCAUCGAUCGCGUGAAUGAUUGCGGACAGAUGUACGGUGGAUGCUACAACUUCUGCAAUGAGCCCCAAAAGACUUUUGAGGUUCCAGAGUGCAAUGGCCAGAAGAAGACGGAGAUUUGCGAGUACAUGUCGAAUGACUGCGGAAAGGUAUUCGGUGGAUGCUAUCCUCCUGAGGGACCGAUUCCUGGCUGGGCGGAGCCACCGUGUCCUUAGAUUGAACGCACGAGAGAGGAUGAGUGACAGCCAUGAUUAUGGAGCGAGCAAAGCUUGUUCGAGUUGAUUUCAACCCGAGCCUUCGUCUCUCUCAUAUCUUCCCUCCAUAUUUUUGCGCUUGGCAAUAUCCCAAUGCCUUGCAACUCAUUGCCGCGCUUGUGGAAUCACAACUCGCGAUCCAUUCGUUCCUCUCCUCGGAUCCACAGGUCUGCUUUAGAUCUCUCGGCUUCGGGUUCUUCCAGUUGGCCAGCAUAUUCGGAUCGGACCCCGUACCCGUAUAUAUAAGAAUAUCGUCCUCGCCAAGAGCACUGGACGCUGUCGUUGACAUCUUGCUUGAAGACUGUGUUGAAAUGCGAUUCCAUGUUUUCAACGAGCGUUCUUCUUGUGUGAAGCGGGCUUUGGUGAGGGCUUCGCCACGAGCUGUUGAUGUUGUGCUGAAGGCCGGGCCGGUGGCUUGCCGAGUGGCUUUCCAGAGGAGGUGCAUAUUUGGCAGUUUUCUUCUUCGAAGUUGCGAUCCAGUGUGUACUCUGUAUUGAUCUGCGAACGCCGUGUAGUUCCUGUCAAUGCGUAGUACUGCUGUAAAGGGAGUGAUCUGCGUGUGAGUUCAGGAGAAUGUUACACCAUAUGUUGAGAACUUU
Cercospora beticola is the source of this 1605-nucleotide messenger RNA. RefSeq lists its product as uncharacterized. The record is from RefSeq and is a predicted model, not a curated record. NCBI's taxonomy places the organism in Eukaryota, Fungi, Ascomycota, Dothideomycetes, Mycosphaerellales, Mycosphaerellaceae.